Messenger RNA from Elaeis guineensis (African oil palm), 1934 nucleotides. Its product is annotated as serine carboxypeptidase-like 34. The record is from RefSeq and is a predicted model, not a curated record. Gene Ontology annotation, molecular function: serine-type carboxypeptidase activity. Gene Ontology annotation, cellular component: vacuole. NCBI's taxonomy places the organism in Eukaryota, Viridiplantae, Streptophyta, Magnoliopsida, Arecales, Arecaceae. Gene Ontology annotation, biological process: proteolysis.
CCGCAUAAAAAAUGGUGAAGAAAUGGUUUAAAAAGCCACUGUACACACUGGAUCCAUUAUAUAUACUAACCUAGAGCUCCAGGCCUCUCUACCAACAAUUCACCAAAUGGGUGUCUCAUCCUUCCAUUCUCUCUUCCUUUCCUUCCUGCUCUUCUUCUGCUCCGCAAUUCUUGUCAAGUCCACUGGAUUAGAUCAUGCGGUCUUAAUGCAACAAGAGGCCGACCGUGUGGUCCGGCUUCCCGGCCAGCCACUGGUGAGUUUUCAGCAGUUCGCUGGCUAUGUGACUGUCAACGAGAGCCAUGGGAGGGCGCUCUUCUAUUGGUUCUUCGAGGCCACUCACGACGUUGAGAAGAAGCCUCUUCUCCUAUGGCUCAAUGGAGGGCCUGGUUGUUCUUCUAUUGGCUAUGGAGAGGCAGAGGAGCUUGGACCUUUCUUAAUGCAAAAAGGUGUGCCAGAGCUCAAAUUCAAUAAGUAUUCUUGGAACAAAGAGGCCAAUUUGCUAUUUCUUGAGUCCCCUGUUGGUGUGGGAUUCUCUUACACAAAUACAAGCUCUGACUUGCGGCAACUUGGGGAUGAGAUCACUGCCAUCGACGCAUAUACAUUCCUUGUUAAUUGGUUUAAGAGAUUCCCACAGUACAAGUCCCAUGACUUCUACAUUGCUGGAGAAAGUUAUGGAGGGCAUUAUGUUCCACAACUUGCGGAGAAAAUCUUUGAUGAAAACAAAAAUCUCGCAAAGGAGGACCAAAUAAAUUUCAAAGGAUUCAUGAUUGGAAAUGCAUUGUUAGAUGAUGACACUGAUCAGACGGGGAUGAUUGACUAUGCGUGGGAUCAUGCGGUCAUCUCCGAUCAAGUGUACCAUGAUGUCAAGAAGAGCUGUAAUUUCAGCGAGGUGCCUGUUACUAGGGCGCCUGCUAGCAAGGCUUGCAAUAAUGCAUUGAAUGAAUACUUCGCCGUUUAUCAUAUCAUCGACAUGUACAGCUUGUAUGCCCCUGAUUGUGUUCAUCAGAACACUUCAACUUUUAUGAGAAAAUCCUUUUGGAUUGAAGGCGCUGCUCCUAAGCUCUUCUCCAAAUAUCGAGGGUGGCAUCAGAAGCCAGCAGGCUAUGAUCCCUGUGUGUCAGACUACACUGAAGUAUACUUUAAUCGUCCAGAUGUCCAAGAAGCUCUGCAUGCCAACGUUACAAAGAUGGCAUACAACUGGACUCAUUGCAGCGAUGUAAUUACUGUAUGGAAUGAUUCGCCAUCGACCAUGCUCCCAGUCAUUCGUAAACUAAUUAAUGGUGGCCUCAGAGUGUGGGUUUACAGUGGAGACACUGAUGGAAGACUUCCAGUAACGGGAACAAGAUACACAUUGAACAAGCUUGGUCUUAAAACUAUUCAGAAAUGGAAGCCAUGGUACAAUCAUCAACAGGUUGGUGGGUGGACAAUUAUCUUCGAGGGACUUACCUUUGUUACCAUCCGCGGCGCUGGUCACCAAGUUCCAACAUUUGCUCCGAGCCGAGCACGGCAGCUUAUCAGCCACUUCUUGGCUAACCAGCAAUUGCCUUCUUCAGCAUUCUAGCAACCCAUCCCACCAGCAUUUCUAUCCAAGCCAUCCAUUUCAAGCUUUUGAGAAAAUAAACAAAAAAGGAUUUUUGGAAACAGGUGCAAGCCAAGUUUCCAGUCAGAUUGAUUUAGUUAGAGUUGAUUCAUGCACAAUGAUUCAGUCAUGCAAUUCUGUUGUAAGGAAUUUGAAAUUAAGAUUAAUCUAGUGAAGAACUCAAGGCUGAUCCUUGAGACCAGUCAUGUAGUCGUUUAUUUUUAUCAUGGAACUUUUGUUUUCCUACUCCAUGAUUUGGUUUCUCCCCCCUCUUAAUAGUAGUAUAAUAAUUUUUGUCUUUAAUCAAAACCUGUCUGUAUCAGAAGGAUAGUUCAUAUUAUAAAUAUUUAGAAUG